GCACGCGUGGGGCAACCCAGCCCCUGGACUAGAGCCGAGCGGCAAGUCCCGCGGGAGUGGACGCCUUGGCAAGAGAACAGGCUGCUGUGCAGGCGCUGCCAGAGCGGAGCAGGGGAGCGAGGUGCCUCCGAGGGGUGGACCCAGGCGCUGGUUCGCGGGACGGCUGGAGUAAAACUCCAGCGGCGCGUCCUCCAGCCUGCCGCCUGACUCUCCUCGGAGCAUGCACUGAGCAGCCCCUCAAGACGGGCAGGGCAGGCGUUCGAGGCAGCAGCUUGCGGAGGAAAAGGCGGCAGCGGCGGCCGAGGGGAAGCGAAGGCAGGAGAGAUUGAGUGGCUCUUUGCGCCGCUGCCCCAGGAUGUCCGCGCACAGCCUGCUCAACAGCGUCUUCUCGUGCUCCUCCUCGCCGGCGGCUGCCGGUAGUCCCCCGCCAUCCUCCAAGAGCUUCUCCAAGCGGAGGCUUCGCCAGACCCGCAGUCUGGACCCCGCCGUGAUCGGCCGCUCCAGCGGGGAAGAAGGGACGACGCUCGAGAGUUCAGCCCGCGGCACUCGGGCCAAAGCGGCGGGCGGUCCGUUGGCCGAACACUUGGCGGCCUUCUCCUCGCGCGCCCUGCUGCGCCCGCCCGGCGGGGGCCCGGCGCAAGGCGCCUUCUCUCUCUCCACGCCCAGCACGCCCUUGGACAAGUCCCCCUCGGGCAGUUUCCACUUCGACUAUGAGAGCCCUCGAGUCAAGAGGCUCACGGCGUGGGAGCUGCCUUUCCUGGCGCGCGCGCCCUCAGCCUCGGCUCUCAGCAGCGGCUAUGGAGGCGGAGGUGCCAACAGCAUCUUCUUUUCGCCCAGAAAGUGGCUCCAGCAGAGGAAGGGACAGCACAUGCCCAGCAGUCACUCCUCUCCCUACGUAGUGUGGAAGUCCGAGGGUGAUUUCACUUGGAACAGCAUGUCAGGGCGCAGUGUUCGGCUGAAGUCUGUUCCUAUUCAGAGUCUUUCGGAACUGGAGCGUGCCCGACUACAAGAAGUGGCCUUUUAUCAGUUGCAGCAGGACUGUGACUUAGGAUGCCAAAUAACUAUUCCUAAAGAUGGACAAAAGAGGAAGAAAUCACUGAGAAAGAAACUGGAUUCCCUCGGAAAGGAAAAAAACAAAGAUAAAGAAUUCAUACCCCAGGCUUUUGGAAUGCCUUUAUCACAAGUAAUAGCUAAUGAUCGGGCAUAUAAACUGAAGCAAGAUAUUCAUAGAGAAGAGCAGAGAGAUGUUUCAGAAUUUGUAACAUCGCUUUUACCUUUUGGGAGUAAAAGACAGAACAAAGAACUCUCAAGCAGUAAUUCAUCUCUUAGUUCCACCUCAGAAACACCAAAUGAAUCUACUUCACCCAAUACACCAGAACCAGCCCCCCGGGCACGGAGAAGGGGUGCAAUGUCAGUGGAUUCUAUUACUGAUCUCGAUGAUAGUCAGUCUCGAUUACUAGAAGCUCUACAGUUAUCCUUGCCUGCUGAAGCUCAGAACAAGAAAGAAAAGUCCAGGGACAAAAAACUAAGCCUCAAUCCUAUUUACAGGCAAGUUCCUCGGCUUGUAGAUAGCUGCUGCCAGCAUUUAGAAAAACAUGGUCUCUACACAGUAGGCAUAUUCCGAGUUGGGAGCUCAAAGAAAAGGGUUAGACAGUUACGGGAAGAGUUUGACCGUGGUAUAGAUGUAAUAUUGGAUGAAGAACAAAGCAUUCAUGAUGUAGCAGCUUUAUUAAAGGAAUUCCUUCGUGACAUGCCUGACCCUCUCCUGACUAGAGAACUUUACACUCCUUUUAUCAACACACUCUUAAUGGAGCCCCAUGAACAACUGAACACUCUACAACUUCUAAUUUAUCUUCUACCUCCCUGCAACUGUGACACCUUACAUCGACUCCUCCAGUUCCUUGCUACUGUAGCUAGCCACGCAGAAGACAGGAGAGAUCAAGAUAACCAGGAGAUCCCUGGGAACAAAAUGACAUCACUCAACCUAGCCACUAUAUUUGGACCUAAUCUGUUGCACAAGCAGAAGACAACAGACAAAGAAUUCACUGUUCAAAGUACAGCACGCGCGGAGGAGAGCACUGCAAUUAUUGCUGUUGUACAGAAGAUGAUAGAAAACUAUGAGAUGCUCUUUAUGGUUCCGGCAGACCUUCAGAAUGAAGUUCUAAUUAGUUUGCUUGAGACUGACCCAGAUGUUGUAGACUAUUUGCUGAGAAGGAAAGCUUCCCAGUCAUCAAGCCCUGAAAUGCUUCAGUCUGAAGGUUCAUUCUCCAUAGAAGGUAGACAUUCAUCCAUAGACUCAAACAGAACCUCAAGUGGCGAUAUAUCACCCUAUGAUAACAACUCUCCAGUGCUGUCUGAACGAUCUGUUUUGGCAAUGCAGGAAGAUAUGUCCCUCACUUCUGAUAAGUUAUUUAAAGUACCAGAACAAUGUACAUCAGUCAGCAAUUUUCAGCCAAAAUCAAAAGAGAAUUCCUUUGGAUCAUGGUUUGGGAAAGAUGUUUCAGAGGACUAUUUCAACAUCUGGGGCACCUGGCAUUCCACACUGAAAAGUGGUUCCAAAGGCCUGGGAAUGACAGGGUCGUAUGGAGACAUCUCCGAGAGCAGCUCGUUGCGGCCAGGGCAAUGUUCCCUUUCUCAAGGGAACCUGUCAUUGUCUUCACCUCAGUGGCAGGAAAGCAGUACAGAGCUUGAUAAUGGAAAACAAGUCAUCUGGAGGAGCCAGACAACAGCUGCCCUUCCUGAAUGUCGCUCACAUCCCCCUCUGUCUCGAGUGUGCAGCACCCCACAAAUUGAAGUAGGUAGAAGGAAUUCCAGCCAGUCCAAUUCAAAACAGCAUUCACCUGUGAGAAAUACAGAGAACUUCAUGGAGAGUGACUCAGAUGCAACUUGUUUGCAUGCUGCAUUUAAGCCAUUGUCCCUAAGGCAAGCUGAAGUAAUUCAAAAAGACAGACCACCACCUCCUUAUCCUGAAACAGCAAAACAAAGUAGUAGCAUAUCAUCCCUCCAGCCAACUGUGUCUUCUACAGGGUAUCCAUUGUGGAAGCUUCAGAAGACAGACUCCCUGUUUGGGGCCCAGGGAAUGAGGAUAAUAACUCAGGUGCCUGAACAACCUGUCCUGCAUGAAGAGGAACAGAACAAAAACGAAAGAAAAUAUUCCACUCCAGAAGGUGAGCAGAACAGCAAAAAUUUGUCAGAGACAGACUGGCAUGACUGGCAAAGCAAUCGAUGGCAAAUUUGGGAAAUUUUAUCACCUGAUAAUCCAGAUGCACUCCCCGAAACAUUGGUAUGAUUGGAGAAAUCAGCAGGUCCCUUUGUCUUUUUCAGCUAGAGAAAACUGGUAAUGGUGGACUGGAUUUAUGCUGAUUUUUUUUUUAAAAAAACUGUUUACUUUAUGGAGGAUUUUAAAAUUAAAUUUAUUAAAAGAAUUUUAAUAGAACUGUAAAAUUUAGUAACACAUUUUUCUGGUUUUGUAAUCAUCACAAGAAGGAAAUGUGAGAUGGCAAUUUCAGCCCAAACAACUCUGUAAAAUAUAAGCUGUGUAUACAAUAAAGCUGAUACUCUUGAUGUUGCUAAAAUAUAUUUAUGUAUCUGCAGCUCAAAUGACUGUAUAUUAUGCAGAUGUUUUGUGUAUUAUAGCAUUGUGUUUAUAUGCAGAAAACAAAUAAUCUUGAAUGCUUUUUUAAAAAAAAAUAUUUUAAUCAUGCACUACUAAUAUUAAUAUACGAUGUAUUGAGAUCCUCUUGGAAAUGCACAAACUGGUUUCUGUGCUUUUAACUAAUCUGUUCGUGGAAGACAUAUAUUUUCACUGACAAGAAACAAUGUGGAAUGAGAACAUUAAAAGCCAUAUAUUUUAUAGUAAGGAAGUUAAAGAAUAUAUAACCUAUUAUUUGCUUGCAAGGAAAUGCAAAAUUUAAGGACUAUAUAUUUUUGAUUCUUUUAGAAAGCAGUUCCAGUCACCACUUCAUAAGUAUGGCCAUGCCUACACCAUACAAGGAUUCCAAAGAGUCUUCUACCCAUUCCAUAUUAGGCUUGUUAAGUUGUGGGGUGGGUGGGGAAGUGCAGAAAGAGUUUAUAAAGUUUUGUUCAGAUAGUUUAUGUAACACCCUUUUGAAUUUUCAAUAUUUCUGCAUAAAUAUGAAUUAAAUAUCUGUUCUCCACAGAAGUCCUAAAGCUAAAGAGAACCCAAUUAAAUAAAUGAGUUGAAGACAUCAUACUUGUUUGUUUUAUUGAAGAAAAUGAUCCAAAGCUACAUAUUCGUGUGUGGCAAAACUAUGUGAACCUUUGCUUUCAGUGACUGGUGUGACCUUCUUGGGCAGUAAUAACUGCAACUAAAUGUUUCUGAUAACUCAAUCAGUCCUUCGGCAUGGAGGAAUUUUAGCUCUUUUCUCCUUAUAGAACAGCUUUAGCUCAAGGAUGUUGGUGGGCUUCCUUGUAUGAACAGCCUGCUUCAGGUCCUUCCACAACUAUUCUGUAGGAUUAAGGUCAGGAAUUUGACUUAGCCAUUCCAAACUUUAACUUUCUUCUUCUUUAACCAUUAUUUGGUUGUACAACUUGAGUGUUUUGGGUCAUUGUCUUGCUGUAUGACCCACUUUCUCCUGACCUUCAGUUCACGGACAAUAUCCUUACAUGUAGAAUUUCCUGGUACAAUUCAGAAUUCAUAGUUCCAUCAAUGAUGGCAGGCUGUCUUGGUCCAGAGGCAACAAAGGCCAAAACCGUGAUACUGCCACCAAGUUUCACAGGUGAUAAGUUUCUUACGCUGAAAUGCACUAUUUGCCAAACAUAACACUUUUCAUUCAAGCCAAAAAGUUCUGUUUUGGUCUCUCACAUCCACAGAACAUUCUUCCAAUAGCCUUCUGGCUUGUCCAUGUUGUCUUUUGCAAACUAUAGAUGAGCAGCAAUGUGUUUUUGAUUUUUGGAGAGUAGUGGUUUUCUCCUUGCAACCCUGCCAUGCACUGAUACUCACCAAUCCAAGAGAGCCUUUUAGUUCCUUAGAUGUUACCCUGGGGUUCUUUGAGACCUCCCAGAGUAUUACACAUUUUGUUGGUCAAGCACUCCUGGGGAGGGUAACAAUGAUGUUAAAUUUCUUCUAUUUGUACACAAUCUGCCUGACAGUGGACAGGUGGAGUCCAGAGUCUGGAAAUAGUUUUGUAACCUUCUGCAGCCUGAUGAGCAUUAACUCUUUUUCAGAGGUCCUCAGAAAUCUCCUUUGAGCCAUGACACCCUUCCAGAUAUCUGUGUUGUAAAGAUGACACUUCGAUAGUGAGUACCCAGAAUUCUGUUCUUUAAAUAAGGCAGGACCUCCCACAAUCACACAUUAUCAUCCCAUUGAUUGAAACACCUGAGUCUAAUUUCCCCUUCAAACCAACUGAUAAUCCUAGAGGUUCACAUACUUUUUUUUUGCAGAUACGUAGCUUUGGAUCAUUCUCAAUAAAUGAUAUAAUGUUUACUCAUUUGUUUAAUUGUGUUCUUUUACCAAGUUUAAGGGUUUGUGUGGAAAACAUAAUGUUUUAGGUUGUAUUUAUGCAGAAAUACUGAAAAUUCAAAAGGGUUCACAAACUUUUAAGCACCACUGUACUGUAUGUAUUUAUAUGUGUACAUGAGACCUGGAAUCCAAAUCAAUAGCUAAAAUAAUUUCCUUUUUUAACCAGUUUUCAAUAUUUAUAAUUCAUAAAAUAUGACAGAAUUCCACAGGAUGAUUCCAGUGCAAUAUUGUGUUUGUUAAAUGUUGAUAUUCUGUGCUUUUAAAGGUUUUAUCAUCACUCAGUAUGGGAGAGGUCCACUAUUACAUUCUUCUAUUAUAAAAAUGCUUGCCUUAAAUUUCAUUGGAAUUUUAUCUAGAGUUAUAUCUUGUGCAAUAGAAUAAAAGUCUACUAGAA
Candoia aspera is the source of this 5876-nucleotide messenger RNA. It is a transcript of the gene ARHGAP6, whose product is annotated as Rho GTPase activating protein 6. The record is from RefSeq and is a predicted model, not a curated record. Bases 356 to 3289 code for a protein of 977 amino acids. NCBI's taxonomy places the organism in Eukaryota, Metazoa, Chordata, Lepidosauria, Squamata, Candoiidae. Gene Ontology annotation, biological process: signal transduction. The transcript has 13 exons.